Molecule: messenger RNA, 810 nt
Organism: Lathyrus sativus (Indian pea)
Lineage: Eukaryota; Viridiplantae; Streptophyta; Magnoliopsida; Fabales; Fabaceae
Source: the annotation of a GenBank genome assembly
AUGGAAGUGAAAUUCAAAACCCUAGAAAUUGUUGAGAAAAUCCCUAAAUCCGGUGUGUUUUAUCUUAACCUUAAUCGGCCCGCACAGCGCAACGCUCUCACGCAUGAUUUCUUCUCUGAAUUCCCCAAAGCUCUCUAUGCACUCGACCACAACCCUGAUGUCAACGUUAUCGUUUUGUCCGGCGCCGGCAAACACUUCUGCUCCGGCAUCGAUCUUUCCCUUUUGAAAUCUACCGCCGGGGAAUUGUCCGGGGAGAGUCUCCGUCGACAGAUCUUGGUGAUGCAGGAUUCGAUUACAGCUCUGGAACGAUGCCGUAAGCCUGUGAUUGCAAGUAUACACGGAGGCUGUAUCGGCGGUGGAAUCGACAUCAUAACCGCGUGUGACAUAAGGGUUUGUACAGAGGAUGCGUUUUUCUCGGUGAAAGAAGUGGAUUUGGCUUUGGCGGCUGAUCUGGGAUCACUUCAAAGACUGCCGAGUAUUGUUGGUUUCGGCAACGCGAUGGAGUUGGCUUUGACGGCCAGAAGGUUCUCCGGUUUGGAGGCAAAAGAGUUGGGUCUGGUUUCUCGUGUUUUUGGCUCGCAACAUGAGCUGGAUGAAGGCGUUAGGGAACUUGGCCAGGGAAUUGCUAGCAAGUCACCAGUUGCAGUUGUUGGGACAAAGACUGUGUUGCUGAAAAGCAGGGAUUUGACAGUAGAUCAAGGAUUGGAUUUUGUUGCAACUUUAAAUUCUGCAAGAUUGUUAUCCAGUGAUUUAAUUGAAGCAGUUGCGGCAGUGAAAGAGAAACGAAGGCCAGUUUAUUCUAAGCUCUAA